This is a messenger RNA of Pestalotiopsis fici W106-1, 4224 nucleotides long. RefSeq lists its product as uncharacterized. The transcript has 4 exons. The coding region runs from base 1 to 4224 and encodes 1407 amino acids. Lineage: Eukaryota; Fungi; Ascomycota; Sordariomycetes; Amphisphaeriales; Sporocadaceae. The record is from RefSeq and is a predicted model, not a curated record.
AUGUGGCGCAGUCGCCUUCGCAGGCGGCCACCCGGCUUGGACCCACUCCAACCCGCGCUGGAAGCGCGACACCAAACCGGAGACACAGUGAUAGCUACUGGAAGCUUUGCGGCCGCCGGCAACACACAAGAGCACAAGGCCGAUGAGACCAUACCGUCAAUGAGCUCGACGGUUUCCGAACCUUCUGCUACUGCGAAUCACGGCAAGAACGAGCGAAAACGGCCGAGCAGCCAGACGCCGAGCCAGAGCCAGCGAAGCAAGCGGCGCCGAUCGGGCAGGCAGGAUCGCAAGAAGAGAGAGCGCCCAAAUACUCUGAAAAGCCAGGGGUUUUGGCCCAUCAAGGGGAUCGUGCAGGAGGCGUCCAAGGACGACGGCUCGAGCAAAUAUCUCGUCGAGUGGGAAGGCGAAGACGCAAACGGGGAGCCGUGGCCCCUCGAAUGGGUUUCCGAAGUUACUCACGAGGCGCUGUAUGCUUGGCAAACGGAACAAAAAGCAAAAGCUGCUGAGUCCCAAACGAACGUUGGCGACGAGGAAGAGGAAACCCAGCAGCAAGAGGUCAGGCCGAAGUGCACAGAGGUACUAGACUCGCAAGCCACGGGCGAGUCAUCUCUCGAAACACAGAGCUUUAAUCUGCUGAAGAUUGAAGUAGAGCUCAAACAAAGGCCUGAUUUCGACCCUUCUGCCUACCUGGCCGUCGCUGCUUCUUCAGAUUCUGAGGCUCAUCUGGAGGAUUCUAAGGGUGAUAGAAUCAUCCCUGAUUCUCAGGAACCAUCAGCGUUUACGACCGAAAAUUCUGGCCCUCGUGUCGAUACCGACUUUGCUCUUUUGGAUUCGCUCGACUCCCAAGUAUCGGAAACAGUAGCAGAGAUUCCAUCGCGACAGCCGGAUUGGGUGACACAGCGACAGAGCCCGAUCCCAGAGAUCACCAGCUUUUUGCAUACAAUCCCGUCUCCUGUGCCUGAAACCAGCGCGCAGAACUCUCCUUCAGAAAACUGGAAUUUGCAGCCCUUGUUUGGGCCGUCCGACUUUCAAACGCAAGAGCCUUGCAACUCCCUAGGUGCAGCGACUGACCCCGAAGGUUCACAAGAUCAAUCUUCCCAAACCCUGUUAUCUUCUUCACUGCUAUCUCGGCAUCCCCAGCCAGGGAUUGGCUCAUUCGAUAUUCUAUCCCAGGCCGCUCAGAUUGUCCCCCAUACCCAAAGUCAGUCGACGGGCACUUCAAGCCAGGCCCGCUUACUUCGGGACUCUGGCGAAAAUAGCGAAUUUCGUGGAGACAUCGUGCUGGAUUCGUCGCGGCGCUCUCAGAAUCGCCAGGCUCAGUCGCAGAGUUCUACGCAAGCCUUUAUAGGACUACAUGGUAAUUUACGAAUUUCAUCUUCAGCCCCUCCUGCCUACGGACUAGGUCCAUGGCCAUCACGUUCGCAAUCAUCAGGGCAAGCCUCUUUUGAUGAGUCAUCCACCACUCACGGAACCCAUGAUAUCAGAGGUGUCAGGUCCGCAUCACAUUUUUCUUUGCCAGCCCAAACAUCUGCAUCAGAUUUCAAGCCAUCUAAUAUCGCUGGCUCAAGGCAUAGUGAGGGACAUAGAACCCUAGUACGCACGAUGGAAGAUCCGAAUCCGCCCGGCGAGAGACGCCAAACCCUUCAGGAGAGGAUGCGUCAACUGGCACAAAUAAACUUCUCCGGGGGUCCAGCAGAUACUCCACCUGUUGACGCCCCAAGCCCCAUAAAGUCGCAGAACCUAGAGCUGGUACAUCCUGAACUGCCCGAAGUUCCUCUGGAACCUGCAGAUAUUCUUCACAUAUCGCCAUCUCUUUUAGUGCCUUCUGUGGAGAUGGAGCACCAGGACCAGUCUCUAUCUGCUUUUGGACACGAAACCAUACCACUGCGAGAAACAGUGUACGAAUACCCGCCCGUGCCGGACAAUCUCAGCCAUCUUCCCGACCAUAUGAGUCACGAACAGCCUGCGACUUUGGACCCGUCUAAUCUAACCAUGUCCAUUGAACACGACAUGCUGGGACCCGAGAACGACGAUGAUGGAAGUCCCUCAAUACCGACCGACAAUCUGCAAGCCCCUAGCGAGCACCAUGCCAGCCCUGGCCUCACAGAAUCCAUACAUGGCGAUGUAGCAAUCACUAACCAACCCAACAUUCUUCCUUUCAUUGACGUACGCCACCACGAGUACAUUAUUACUCUACCUCUUGCGAGCAACCUUCGUCCCCAGUACGUCGAGGUGAUAGAGAGGAGCAAUACCGAUCUAGUGGCUUAUAACGCGGCUUUCACCGUACCUCCUUACGAAACCCCCGACGCCGCGCUGGUUGCUCGAGUUGAUGGUAUAUUCCAACAGCUAUUGGACAUUUGUGACCUUCCGCCCUCGUUGGAGGCUAUUCAGAAAAUGUCACCAGAAAAGGUGUCAAAGUACAUGAGAAGUACCCACAGUAAAUAUGCCUUUGUCGGGUCGUUGUUGGAGCAUCUGCAAAAGGCCGAGGCUACUGCUCCCAAAAAGAUCUUGAUUGUAGCCAGACCUGGUGCAAUAACUAGUCUUUUGUGCACUCUUCUCGAAUGCAUGGGCUAUCAACCAUGCCAUUUACGGGACGGCGAGAUCCUUCAGGACGAUGGCGCUGUCGGAGCAGCAAGCGGAUCUUGGUGGCUUGGAUCACUGAUUGUCACUAUUCACCCUUCCACUGAUGAGCAGUACGUACUGCAGAGUGAAUACGACGUGGUCAUCGGCUUUGAUCACACCUUCAGACGAGAUCUUUUGCCUCGCUGGACUAAUGAGCAUCCAAUAAGCAUGCACCUUGUCCACACUACCAGCAUUGAGCAUCUUAGCAUGCGUAUUUCCGACAACAUUGAGCCACUCACCCGCAAGAACUACCUCUUGCUUGCGGUAUGUGCUUCGCUGCCCGAAAUACUCAAUCCAGACCUGGAGUCCGAGGAAGCCCAUGAAAUUACUGAACGCUUUGCCAAUUACAUUCAUGGAGUCGAUCUCGAUGAUUUUUAUUGGGACCACCAAGAACCGCCGGACUCGAUCUUUGAACACAUUGCUGCCAACUCUCAAGGUUCUGCAACUCAAUCUAACCCUUUGCCCAAUGGAUCUCCUGACCACGUUGUGGGCCGCAAACGGUCGUUGGACGGUGCCGAUGAGACAGAGGCUGAGGCCAAACGACUCAAGACUGCCCCGCCAGGCAUAAUUACCACGAAAGUUGCCAUUGCGCCACAGGUUCCCAGCACUCUGAAAUCGUUCAUCGGAGAGGGUGUCGCAGCGAGUGAUGAUGACUCCGUUGUUCAGAUCUCAGUCUCACGAGCGAAAGAACUUCAGGCCAAGAUGGCAAAGCUCAAGGCAGAGCUCGCAAGCACCCGCCGUCAACGUGAUCAGUACAAAGAAUUGGCUGAUCGAUCCAACAAGGAGGUUGAGAGCUGGACCGCCUCGGUCAACCGCAUUCAACCACGGUACAUGGCUGCUUUGAGAGACCGCGGUAUAGCUCAUAAGGAGAGAGAUACAGCGCAAAAACAGCAUCGCGACCUUGAGAGUCUUUUACGGGUCACGCAGAAAGACUUGGCAUCCACUAAGGAUGCUCUAUCCGAAUCGAAGCAAAGGCUGUCUGAAGCUCAAGAGGCUUUGCUCAGCGGCGGAAAUCCUAAAGCGGCCAAGAUGGUCCGCAUCGAGAAGGAAUUGGAAGAAGGGCGGGUCCGAGUGGUAGAUGCGGAAAAACGGAACGCAUUGGCACAAAAGGACCGCGAAUAUGCCUCGGCCGAAUACCAGAAUGCCUCACACCAUGCGGCAGAGCUCGCAAAGAAGAACGAGUCUCUCAAUGACGAGAUCGUGAAGCUCAAGCGUUUGGCCAAUGACAAUAUCGUCAAGAUCAACCAGACGCAACGAAACAAUGAGGUCAAGGAACUCCUACGCCGCAUUGAAGAGAAGAACACCAUCGUCAGAGAACUAGAAAACGAUCUCAACCGAGCCCGAGAACAGAACACGCAGCUCAGGUCGGGCCGCAGGGAAACGCGCCAGUCUAGUGUGCCGCGCAGCCCACGGCUUGCAGUUUCGAGUCCUCGUGGCCCCUCUAGGCGAGCCGCUACCGAAGUGGCAAGCGGCAGUGCGAGUCGAGGUGCCAGUCCUGCCUUUGGACCAUUGGAGGCUGGUGCAAACAUCAUUCCCGGCGUUGGGAGUAUAUUUGCAGGCCAACAGCAGGGAAAUGGCCGCUAUGCGCAUUUGCGAGAUUAA